Messenger RNA from Colletotrichum spaethianum, 1209 nucleotides. Its product is annotated as U3 small nucleolar RNA-associated protein 6. The transcript has a single exon. NCBI's taxonomy places the organism in Eukaryota, Fungi, Ascomycota, Sordariomycetes, Glomerellales, Glomerellaceae. The record is from RefSeq and is a predicted model, not a curated record. Gene Ontology annotation, biological process: maturation of SSU-rRNA from tricistronic rRNA transcript (SSU-rRNA, 5.8S rRNA, LSU-rRNA). Gene Ontology annotation, cellular component: nucleolus. The coding region runs from base 1 to 1209 and encodes 402 amino acids.
AUGUCUUCGAGGCGAAGAUCAUCCGGCAAAUUUGCGGCUCCGGUUGUGAAGUCCACUCCCAAGGCGUCCAAGACGACAAUUGACGAGAGCAGAGCGGCAGUCUCCGCGACGGACUCUUUACAAGCCGUGAUGAAGGGCAACAACGAGGCGAUUGAGAUUUCCUCCGACGAGGAUAGCGAAGAGGAUGUUUCAGACGAGGAGAUGGAGGCACCCGAAGCCGGCGACGCAAAGGAGACGGUGAACGGCAAAGAGGACACUGCCGCCGAAAACCCCACACAACCUAAGGCCGAUGCCGAGGGCGCAGAGGACGAGGAGGAAGCAGGAUCGCCCACCUUUGGCGAACUCCUACGAGGCACCAUCGACGUUCCCGCGAUUCUGUCGCAACAAGGAGACUCCAGCAAGGCCGUUGUCUCGCAGUCAUCAAGAAAGAACCUUGCCCCUCCAUCGCUAUCCUCUCUGAGCACCGUCCUCACCCAGGCGCUCAAGACCGAAGACACCGACCUCCUCGAAUCCUGCCUGCAAAUCACCCACCUCGAGACCAUCCAGCAGACGAUUGAGCGCCUCGACAGCAGUCUUGCCGGCAUUCUCCUCACUAAGCUCGCCGCUAGGUUCCACAGACGGCCCGGUCGCGCAGGCAGCCUCAUGACCUGGGUGAAGUGGACCCUUGUCGCACACGGCGGCGCCUUGGCCGUCCAGCCCAAGGUCCUCGAGCGGUUAGUCUCUCUACAAAAGGUCCUCAGCGAGCGCUCGCGCGGCCUACCUAGCCUACUCGCCCUCAAGGGCAAACUGGAUAUGUUGGAGGCGCAAAUGCAGCUGAGAAAGGGACGGCAACGCAGGGGCGGCGCAAACCAGUUUGACGACGCCGAGGACGACGAGGAAGAGGGCGCCAUCUACGUUGAAGGUGAGGAGGACGGCGAGGAGGAUGCCAACAUGGCAAACGGCCUCGGCUCAAGGAAGGCCUUGCUGGCCGACGACGAUGACGACGAGGUCCCCGCCACGAACGGCUUCAUCGGCGACUCGGACGACGAAGAUGAUGACGAAGAUGUUGCUGCGGCGGAGGACGAGAGCUCGGGCGAGGAGGUUGUUGAUGAAGAUGAGGUGGACCACGAUGAUGUCGAAGACUCGGAUGACGACGAUGACAGCGACGCGGAGGCCGCGCCGCCGGCUAAGGUUCAGAAAACUGCUUCCUCAUUUACCAAGAGAAAAUAA